AGAGAAAGGGAGGCAGCGGUAGCAGCUAGAGCCGCCAACAUUGUUGAUCAGGUGGCUCUCCUUCGGAUCCCGAAAGCCAAUGCUGACCGGUUCCAGGAGGAACUAGCUGUUGCUGUAGCAGCCUUGGUCCGACUGCGGACCUUGGAAAACCUUGAGUCUCGUAUGACAGCACUUGAGCAGCGGAACCAAGAGCUGCAGGCUAAGGUAAUUAGCCUUCAACAGUCCCAGUUGUCUGCCCCCCGCCCUCCUAACCCUCGAUCUGUCAUAGUCUCGGUCUCUCAAUCAAACACAGCCCUCAUAGUAAGAUCAAGUGGAACCAUGGCAAGCGUAGGAACCGGUGUCAGCUCCUCGAGCGGCAGCGCCGGCAGUUCUGCGUUGGUCAUGGUCCCAAAUGCAGGGACUUCGGCCCAAAACGCCACAGGCCUUACUGGCGUUCAGUACAGCGGUCCCAUGGUGGACAAGCGGGCGGCCACGCUGCUGCCCAAGCACGACGGGAAGGCAGACAUCAACUCUUGGAUUAGUUCCAUGCGGUCGUACUUCGAGGUCAUGCGGACACCGCAAGAGGACCGAAGUAUGAUCAUGGGGACUAAUAUUGAGUCCGCCGUACGAAACCACAUUAAGCUCCAAGUUGUCGCAGCAGGCUAUGAACGCAUAGACCUGACUGAAUGGCUGAAGGUCACCCCUGUCCGCGUCCUUGAGGAUCUUCUCCUUGAUCGGUAUCAAGAUAAACAUGCUGCGCUCAAGGCUAGGCUGAAGCUUGAGGCCCUCAAGGGCCAAACAUGGAGAUCAUCCAUGCAGGCUUUGGAACAACACUUGACUGGUUUGUUCACCACACCGGAUCUGGGAAUGACUGACGUGUCUUGUAUGGAUGUAGUCAUGGGAGUGGCCCCUAAAGAAUACCUCUCCCUGCUAGCACUCAAAGACCAUGCCACCUGGCGAGAGCUCAUGAAGGAUCUAGUCAACCUAGAGGCCAAGGACCUCGCCAGGCGUAAGAAGGCGCCUGCUGCAGAUCCCAACCUCACUUUCGUAGUCACUACGGAUGCGAGCCAGUUCGGGAUUGGUGCAGUGAUGCAACAAGAUGAUGGUGAUGGCCUGCGUCCGCUCGAGUAUUACAGCAAACGCAUGCCCAGCCACAAGGUAGCUACUUCCACAUAUAUGCGCGAGCUCUACGCCCUGCGCGAAGCUCUCGCACAUUGGAAGCACUACCUCUUGGGUCACCACUUCAAGGUCUACUGUGAUAAUCAGACCUUGCAGUGGAUUCAAAUACAAUCUGAACUCUCUCCUACAUUGACCCGCUGGUUGCAUGACAUUGAUGUCUAUAGCUUUGAAUUGAAACACAAGAAAGGUUGUUAUAACCGUGUUGCUGAUGCUUUGUCGCGCCAUCCCGAGUAUUUGUCUUGCCUUGUGGACUCUUACGACCUCCGGAGGAAUCUGAAGGAGGAGCUCGUCGAACACACUGCCAAGGAUCCGGACCUUAGUCCCAUCCUUGAGCAGCUCAAGGCUGACCCCAACAGUCAGCCUGAUUUUCACGAAUGCGAGGGUCUUGUAUUUCGUCGGUACGGAAAGUUUGAUCGUUUAUGUGUUCCCAACCAUGCGCCUCUCCGGACUCACUUCUUGGAUUUGGCACAUGGUCGGAGUGGACACUUCGGCUUCGAAAAGACAUAUGGGAGUUUUUUGCAGCAGUUUGACUGGCCGGGUAUGAAGGGAUCUGCUCAGAAAUUCAUCGUUGAGUGUCAAGUCUGUCAAAGAACAAAGGUCCAUAGGCAUAAGCCUUAUGGCCUGCUGAGACCCCUCCCAAUUCCUGAUGGUCCCGGGGAGUCGGUCUCUAUCGACUUCACGGACAUGGGAAAGGUGAGUGCAGCAGGGAAUUCACAAGUUAUGGUGAUUGUGGAUCGCUUUUCUAAAUUUCUGAACCUGAUCCCUCUACCUCCUCAUGCACCGACUGAGCUAGUAAUUGAAGAAUUUCACCAACAGUACAUUUUGCAGUAUGGACCCCCGAAAACUCUUGUGAGUGAUUGGGAUACUAGAUUCAUCAGCGCCGAUUGGAAGGACUUCACAUCAGAACACGUGGGACAAAGAGUUGCACACAAUCCCCUCUCCUAUCUGUUCCCCGAACGGUCACCUGGUCUGAUGCCCGGCAUGCCUCGCUACAAUGCCAAGUACGCACGCUUGCUCAAAGUUGUUACCGCAGCCAUGAACAAGCGCCAGCAUGCCAUGAUCAAACACGCCAACAAGCUGCGCAAAGAAGAAAAAUUCAAAGUUGGGGAUUAUGUUUGGGUCAAAAUGUCUGAGUUUUCUGAUGAAGAGGGCGUGUCACGAAAGCUUCUUCCACUGUACUACGGCCCUUGGCAGAUCCUGAAGGUGAUUGGGGAUGAUUUCGGUCCUUCGUAUGUGAUUGACGUGCCUCCUCAUCUGCGCACGUAUCCAGUUUUCCAUGCCUCCAAAUUGCUCCCACACAUUGAUGAUGAGACCUUUCCCUUCCGAGACCCUAUGAUACCUCGCCCUAUUGACGGCGGCCAUGAGAUUGACAGAAUCGUUUCUCAUGAAGGGGGAGGGAGGAACAGACAGUACAAGGUUCACUUCCUCUACCACCCGUUGAACGAAUUCUUCUGGAUCGACCGGAAAGAGCUGCUGAAGAGUGCUCCACAUGUUGUGAAUGCAUAUGAACGACAGAUUGUUGAUGGACAGACCGCUAAGUUUGCUGCAAAACUCACUCCGUUCGGUCUCACUAACACUCUCUUUUUGAUCUACACCUACAACGCCUUUUGUGCCGACUCUGACUGAGUUACUCGCUCGAAGGGACCUCGCUCUCGAGAGGGGAGUAAUGUAACGACCCGCCAAAAACACAGAUUGAAAACACUGCUGAUUUCAGGGAUUUUUCACUGGAAUGAAUGCCUUGCUGUGAU
This is a messenger RNA of Chara braunii, 2906 nucleotides long. Lineage: Eukaryota; Viridiplantae; Streptophyta; Charophyceae; Charales; Characeae. The record is from the annotation of a GenBank genome assembly.